CAGAUGCCGUAUGGAUGUGUGAGCAGAACAUGGCACUCCUCGCCCCAAACAUCUACAUCCUCGAGUACCUGAAAAAACACACAGCAGCUGACCCCAGCCAUCAAGGAAAAGGCCACCAACUUCCUGACCAGUGGCUACCAGAGCAGCUGAACUACAAAGAUAAGGACGGUGCUUACAGCACAUUUGGAGCAGGACCAGGGAACACUUGGCUGACUGCAUUGUGUGAGAUCGUUUGCCAAAGCACAGUCUUUCAUCUACAUUGACCCAGCAAACAUUGAAGCGUCCGUGACUGGCUGAAAAGUAAACAACGACCAAAUGGCUGUUUUGAACCAUCAGGAAAGCUC
Messenger RNA from Etheostoma spectabile (orangethroat darter), 344 nucleotides. Its product is annotated as alpha-2-macroglobulin-like. The transcript has 3 exons. The record is from RefSeq and is a predicted model, not a curated record. The coding region runs from base 15 to 263 and encodes 82 amino acids. Lineage: Eukaryota; Metazoa; Chordata; Actinopteri; Perciformes; Percidae.